AUGCAGAAUUCCACCAAUGACGACGUCAAAUGGCCGGACUGGUUGUUCCAGGGAACUCACGAAAGUGUAACGAAACAACAGCAGUGUCCGGAUUUCGGAAGAGCGGCCCCGCAUAACCUGGGGGCGGUGGCUAAGCUUGUGGGCCCCCAGAUCGAUAGCCUUGGCGCCCUGUGGGGGGCUGUUGGUGCGUGGGAUUACCACCGGGCCGGUCGUGGUGUUUGCAUGACUGCAAUCCGUUACAGCGUUGCAUGCAUCAAUAAUACGUGGGUAAUACUAUAUUUCGCAACGCCCUAUCUGAGGGAUUCGAAAGUUCAAUGGCCUCUACGGCCGCAGAACCAACAAUGCUCGAUGGAUAAGCAUUCCCUGCAUACAAAUCCCUAG
Messenger RNA from Aspergillus alliaceus, 381 nucleotides. RefSeq lists its product as uncharacterized. The coding region runs from base 1 to 381 and encodes 126 amino acids. The record is from RefSeq and is a predicted model, not a curated record. The transcript has 2 exons. NCBI's taxonomy places the organism in Eukaryota, Fungi, Ascomycota, Eurotiomycetes, Eurotiales, Aspergillaceae.